Penicillium expansum is the source of this 4359-nucleotide messenger RNA. RefSeq names its product RNA dependent RNA polymerase. Lineage: Eukaryota; Fungi; Ascomycota; Eurotiomycetes; Eurotiales; Aspergillaceae. The coding region runs from base 1 to 4359 and encodes 1452 amino acids. Gene Ontology annotation, molecular function: RNA-directed RNA polymerase activity. The record is from RefSeq and is a predicted model, not a curated record. Gene Ontology annotation, cellular component: nuclear RNA-directed RNA polymerase complex. The transcript has a single exon. Gene Ontology annotation, biological process: siRNA processing.
AUGGAUCAUCCCACUACCCCACAACACCAAAAAGAGGAUUUCCGUACGUUUAUCACAAGAGUGAACGUCAAAUUUGGUCUCGAGAUUCCCCUCCCUGGAAUUGAAUCUCCUACAGUUCGAGAGAGAAAUACCAGCCUCCCGAGUCAGAUCUACAAGCAUAUCCGCCCACUGUUCUUCAAUAACAAGGUCGACAAGAGAAGCCUAAUUAACAAUCUCGAGGAAUGGGUCCGCGGGAACCUACCGUUGGCCGGUCCGAACCAGAACCAUGUGCAUCAAACCGAUGCAGAUCGCCGGGCAAGCCAACGGCAUCACAGCGAGGAACCCGCGCCCCCGCUGUCACUCACCGGCCCCGAGAAGGACAUGUGCAUGAAGCAGCUGCUAGCGCUGAUGAAAGACGAGGAAUAUUUUUUGGCGAAUGGUCGUGUUGUAAACAUGAAAAAAAGGUUAGCCGCCAAUUCUUUUGGAGACGCCAAGGGCUUAUCACCAAAGAAACAAAGGUUUGAUGAUGAUGAAGAUGAAGACGAAAACGAAAACUUUCACACCGCACCGAAUUCCCCCGUAAAAGGAUCUGUGUUAGCUCAGUCCCCUUUGGGGAAGAAUGGGGAUGGGAGUUUACAAUUCCCUGAGAUGGUGCAGGCUACCUUCCGAGGAUCUCGAAGAGUCUCUGGGACUGUCAACUUGCCGGUCAAUAGCCAUCAAGUAAUUCAGUCUCCUGCGCGGGGCUCGGUUGGAAUUACAUCACCAGCAAAAAGUCAAGUUCACUCGUCGCUCGGAAGGAACGAUGGACCUAUCCAGUCCUCUGGAAAUAACAAAGAAACCUUCCAUUCACCGGCGAAGUAUUCGGCGACCUUUCCCCCACCAGCCAAGGCACAACCAGCACAGGGCCAAGGGUUUCACCAACCGCUCCCUGGAAAAGUGGUCACUAAAUCAGCGUCCAAGCCCCAAGGCAAUGUUCCCACCCCGACGAGGAAGUCGACCAGCACUUCGUCGCUAGCGAAGACUCCAGGAGCUGCCCAAUCACCCGCGAGGAACCCUGGAUCUGUUCAAUCGCCCUCUAAAACACCAAGAUCAGCCAAAUCACCCUCCCAAUCGCCGUUGAAACAGAUGGAUCUUCGAUCGUUUGGGUUUGGGAACAGCUUCAACAAAGAAAAUUCUCCUACCGAGGAGGAUGUUGAGUUUAGGAAGCCUACUUUAUUUGAAAAGCUGAGCGCAGCAUCGGAUAAAUCCAAGCGCAACAACAUGACGCAGUCGGCCAAUACUAGCUUUUCAACGAGGAUGACUUCGUCGGUUUUUAUGUCUCGAGAUGCCAGCAUGGCGAAAUCAUUUGAUACGGUCAUGACAGACAUGACCGAGCCAAUGGAUACCCAGUCAACCUAUGCAGACUCGGUCGUCGGGUACAUGGCUAGCGAAGAGAUGCAAAGGAGCGUGGAUGCUGCUGCUAUCUCCAUGAUGGUAAAUGCUGACCCCGCUGAGACCGAGUAUUCCCUGAAACAGGAGUUUAUUGAUGAACUCCAGUCCUACGGGCCGUUUUCGACAGAAGAAUCCUUUCCUGCAACAAUUCCAUUGCGAUUCCGAUAUGAGCUGGAACGCAUUGGACGUGCGUGGGGAAUCCCCUUUAAACAAAUACUUGUUGGCGACCGUGUUACCUUCAACACUCAAGAUGAUUUCUGGUCAUGGGUCAGUGGGCUUGGUCGACGUUAUGGCCAUCCGUUGCCAGAGAGAUCCCCACGUCGGACCUGGGAUGCUGCUGUUGGUGAUUUUAAAUCAGAUAAGCACUCAGAGGUGGUGGUACUGUCAGGAGACUUGGACUGGUGUAGCGAGUCCGAGCCGGGCAUUUUCAAAUUGAGACUCAACCCGCUCAAGCCAGAGCGAACGUGUCGAUUCCAUCGAAGAUUUGGUUCGGAUAGGUUCCUGACUCUCACUAUUCCAGCCGCGGAUCAGCCUCCCAGCCAUCAGAAACAACCUUCUUACCCAUCUGCCCUCCGCGAGGGUAUUGCUUCCUGGCUCACGCGGAAUGAUCAUCAUUGCCUCGGACGGACGUGGCGCGCUUUCUAUGUUGAAGAAGUAAAAACGAAGCGAAAAGCCAAGGGUGAGCCUCGGUUUCGAGUCGAGCUCUUUGCCAUUGAUGGAGACGACUUUGAUCAUGGGUAUCAGUUACCACCAGUAGUGGCUCCUCCUAGACAGCAAAGCGACAACCAUACUCCGAUGAGUGUAGAUGCUUUGCUGGAAUGGCAUAUGCCCAAGACUGCGAAUGCAAAUCAAAGCAAUUGCAAGCUCUUCCAGCGUAUCUCUCUGGGCUUGUCGAAGACAUUUGCGACGGUUAAGUUGAAUCCAACGCAAGUGCUUCGUUUGAGAGAUGAUCCAACUCGGACUGUCAUGAAUGAUGGAUGUGCCUUGAUCUCGAGGGCUCUUGCGAACCAAAUUUGUGAUCAAUUGGGCAUAACCACCGCCACGCCUAGUUGCUUCCAGGGUAGAAUAGCAGGUGCUAAGGGCCUUUGGAUGGUUGAUCGCCACCAGUCUAGUAUCACUACCAUGGAUGACGAUGACAUGUGGAUUCAGAUUUCGGACUCACAGUUGAAAAUACAUCCUCAUCCACAGGAAUGGGUUGACCCGUUUGACGAUGAGAAGUUGACCUUCGAAGUAGUUAACUGGGCUAAGCCAUUGCACCCUGUUGAUCUUAAUAUCCAGCUUCUUGGAAUUCUGGAACACGGAGGGAAUGUGAAGGAAUAUAUUGCCAAGCUCACGCGUGAUGGUGUACAGAGUCUUUACGACGACUUCCUUGAGGUUCUCCGAUCAAAUAGCCCCGUGCUUUGUCGAGCCCUGCUUCAAAAACUGACACCUUACGGUGAAGAUGGAACUGGUAAAGCCCGACGACUGGAGCAGUGGGUGACUAGUGAUGCUGAGUCUAUCAUUCGUUUCUGUGAGGCUGGCUUUGCCCCACGCGAUUUCUUUCCCCUCCGGGUGAAUAUCCGCAGAUACUUGACACGGCUCCUUGAGCGACAUGUCGAAGAGCUUAAAAUUCAGGUCCCUCUUUCAACCUAUGCGUACUGCAUUGCGGACCCAUAUGGAGUUCUCGGACCGAAUGAAGUUCACUUUGGCUUCUCCAAUAACUGGCGGGAUCCACAGGGUCAGUUUGAAGACAACCUACUUGAUGGAGUAUAUGUGCUUGUAGGUCGAGUUCCAGCACAUUUGCCGUCUGAUAUUCAACGACGCAAAGCCGUAUGGAAGAAUGAACUACGUCAUUUCAAAGAUGUGAUUGUCUUCCCCACUACGGGGAAUUUUCCUUUAGCCGGUAUGCUAUCCGGGGGAGAUUACGAUGGUGACACCCCGUGGAUCUGCUGGGAUCCAACCAUUGUCGACAGAUUCCAUAAUUCCCCAAUGCCCUCGCAUGAGUAUCCUGCAGAGCAUUACGGGCUCACGAAACAUUCCGUCCCGAUGGCCUCGCUGAAGUCGACGGAAGACUUUUUGGAAAGUGUGUUCGAUUUCAACCUCAACCUUUCAAACCUGGGUCGAUGUACCGUCGAGCAUGAGAAACUGGCAUACGAUGAGUCAGUCAACUAUCCGAAAGCGAAAGAGCUCGCCUGUCUCUUGGGUCAUCUUGUGGAUGGCCGGAAAGGCGGAGUUCAUCUUUCAGAGCAAGCCUGGCAAGAAUACCGCAAAACCAUCAGCCCUAAGGAACGUGCGCUUCCCGCGUAUCGGAACCCAGAGCGCAAGUCCAAAUCGUCGAACAUUAUCGACUACCUCAAGUUUAACGUCGCACAGUCGGAGCUUUGCAGAAUUCUCUCGGGUCUCAACGAAGCGUUCCCCGAGAACGAUGUCCAAAAUCAGCUCGAUGAUGACCUUAUGCGUCCGUGGAAUGAAGCCGAUAAAGCAUCAAAAAGCAAUUCCGAGUACAGUCAAGAUUUAAAAGAUGUCCUCGCUGAAGUUCGAAGGUCGAUAGACGAACAAUACAAACAGUGGAACCAAGGACACUCGACGUCUACCAGCGACGAAUUCUCUCCCAUAUCACGUCAAGCUGCCGAGAUUGCAGCUGCGCUCGCUCCUCCCAACACGGGCAAACAUCCUCUCAUCCACACUUGGCAAAAUAGCCAUAAUGAGUGGCGACGGCUGGUAGCUUCAUAUGCCUACCGUCGAUGUCCAAACUCUCGGUUUAUUCUUCAUGCCUUUGGCGAGACAUUGUGCCAGAUCAAGGCGUCCGUCUCGCCAUCCCGCCUUGUCACCAAUGAGGUGAUCGCCUGCUACCGAGUGAAUCAGAAAAUGGUGGCACAUCUCACUGCUAAUGAAUGGCCUGUGGAUGAAGUCGACGAUACAGAUGAAUAUGAAGACGGAGAAGCCAUUGAAGCUAUGCUAUCCUUCUAG